AAGAAGCAGUUUUAGUAGUGUUGCUAAAUCCCACAACUCUUAAAUAAUCCAAUUCAUAACAAGAGGUUAGUGCCCUCUAGUGGUGAAGAUGCAUUAUCGAUUUUCAAAUGCAUAAAAAAAGUGAAAGGAUUAAUUUGUGUCAAAACAAAUAUUUGCAGAUGCCCAAACGACAAUUAAACAUCUCAGGGAGUCUAUAAAAUUGCAACUACGGUGAUCUCUUUUAUCAUAUGUUCAGAAGUUGUGGUUUUUUUAUUAUUAUUUACAUACCACUGUCAUCAUGAACUCCAGAGCAACCAAGCUGGCACUCUCAUAAAAGAAACUCAGUUGGACGGCUGAGUGUGUUUAAUUGCGGCAGAUUAUUUCCUGGCAGUCGGGGGUGUCACAGUUCAUGCAAACACAACUCCUCCCUAGCAAAUACCCCCCCAAAAUUCCUUUAGUUCAGUGUUUGACUGCGUUUCUUACUCCGAACCAGACUCAUAGAUAAUGGAUCUAUCUUGUGAGUCAGUGAGCUACACAGAGGACAGCAUGAGACCGGUCAGCAGGAAGUUUGUGGAGCUUCAUGUGCUGUUUGUACCAGCUGACCAGUGGAAUAUGAAACUCAAUAAAGUUCCAGCUGAAGCAACAGAGAGCUUUAUUUCUGCUGGCUUCAUCAGGGUUUAUCCUGAAACCACCCUGCAGACUCUGAGGGGGGAGCUGGGUGCUCUCCUCGGGAUGGAGAGGAGCGUCCAUAAAUUCUCCUUCCUGAAAUGUGUGGGCCGCAGCCUGGCGCUGGUCAAAAGUAAACAGGAGAUGGAUCUGAAAGUGAAAACAUUCGCUCCACCAUAUGCGGCGCAGCCGGAGCUGUACCUGCUGCCCACAGCAGAAGCAGACAGCAGCUUCUGCUCUCAGUCCUUCACCACGGUUUCCAGCAGCAGCUCCCCGGAGCAGCAGGUCCAACACCACCCUUCCAAGACAACGGGGACAAAGAAGCCUAUUAAAUUCCCCCACAUCCAGCAGGGUUCCCAGCAACCGGUUCCCGUCUCUAGGCUGGAAGAAGAACAUGGGGAUGAAGACGGGGGGAAAAGCUGCAGCUCCUUGGAGGAGGAGGAGGAGGAGGAGGAAGCUCCAAGCUUCAUCAGGAGAGAAGUGCCGGAGAACGGUGCAAGGAAGCCUCAGAAUCAAAGAGCUUUGCAGCUUGUUACACUGAGAAAAGCUUUAGAGAGAUGUGAAGCGGAUUCGGCGCUGGCGAUGUGGUCAUCAGAAAAGGAGGAGACAUGGCGAAAGACAAAACACCGACACAGAGACACACUUUCAGGGGAAGCUGGCUCUCUGGAAGACCAGGAUUUAGGCUUUUCGCUCACAGACAGCUGUACUAACAGCAAAGCUCCAAACAUGGAGAAGUCCAUCAGAAAUAAACCAACUAAUGGGGUGUUGGAAGGUCCAGCUGCGUUGUCACAACCUGUUCAGUGCUCAGCUUCACCCCAAAGUCCAGACUUGGCCACAAACAAAGCAGCUUCUGCUUCUCCAGCAUUUCCCACAAACAGAGAGGCAAUAAUGGAGGAAAUCAAACUGGUGAGGGAGGAGAGGAAGCAGCUGGAAUGGACAAGACAGCAGCUUCUGAGAAAGGGAAAAGACUUGUUGGCUCAGAACCGACACCGCAGGAACCAAGCACGUGACACCUGGAAAAAGAAAUACUUUGAAACCAAGAAGGCCACAGCACCCCUGGAAGAACAGCUAAAAAACUUGAGACAAGAACUGGAGAUAUUUUACAACAAAGUCCUGCAUCAGCUCCAUGCCAGAGAGAAAGCCAGACGACAGGGGAGGUCUCCCGAAAAGAAUGAGCUCAUCAUUCAGAUCAUGAGGGAAAGUUACGAGAUCGACAACCUGAGGAGGAAGGUAGAAGAUGCCGAGAUGAAGCUGAUAACAGAGAUAAAGUUGAGGAAGCAGGCAGCUGCAGAGCUUAGAGACCUGAAGGCUGAACUUACCCAAAAAAGAAACAGUCAUAUCCUUCCUGGACGGAGUGGAAAUUCAACAUGGGACAAAACACAAGCUUAAAGCAGCUUCAUCAGCAACGCCAAGAGGACACCUCCUCCUAGCCAUACCCAGCCACGGACCAAUGUGCCAAAUGUUUGCAACAGUUCGUAUGUGGUUCAGUUAUUCUCUAACUUUUAUGAACUGAAUACCACAAUUUUUGUUAUUCUUCUCGUAUUUUUUUUCCACUGCAAUAAUAAAACACCAGGGAGUCGGCUAAGUUAAUUA
Fundulus heteroclitus (mummichog) is the source of this 2238-nucleotide messenger RNA. It is a transcript of the gene spata1, whose product is annotated as spermatogenesis associated 1. The transcript has 12 exons. Lineage: Eukaryota; Metazoa; Chordata; Actinopteri; Cyprinodontiformes; Fundulidae. The record is from RefSeq and is a predicted model, not a curated record. The coding region runs from base 484 to 2034 and encodes 516 amino acids.